CCUUUCCUCACCGGAAGUUUCACUAGCGCUGCCCCAGUCUAUGUCCGGUUCUGCGCCUUCAUUGCAGCAGCUGCAAAUCUUAAUUCUUCUCGUUUGUUUUAUAUUUUCGGAAUCAAAACGUCUUACACGAUGAGAGGAGACCGCGGAAGAGGCCGGGGAGGGCGCUUCGGAGCCCGCGGAGGCCUGGUCCAGGGGUACCGCCCGUUUGUCCCACACAUCCCGUUUGACUUCUACGUGUGCGAGAUGGCCUUCCCCAGAGUGAAGCCUGCUUCUGAUGAGACGACCUUCAGCGAGUGUCUCCUGAAGAGAAACCAGGACCUGAGCCCCACGCCAGCAGAGCAGUCCUCUAUCUUGUCGUUGGUCACAAAGAUCAACAACGUCAUUGACAACCUUAUUGUUGCUCCUGGAAACUUUGAAGUGCAAAUUGAAGAAGUCCGUCAGGUGGGUUCCUAUAAGAAGGGAACCAUGACUACUGGGCACAAUGUUGCAGACCUUGUAGUCAUCCUGAAGAUCCUCCCAACAUUGGAGGCUGUUGCUGCUCUUGGCAACAAGGUUGUGGAAACUCUCCGCACCCAGGACCCUACUGAAGUUCUGUCCAUGCUGACCAAUGAAACCGGAUUUGAAAUAAGCUCGGCUGAUGCUACAGUUAAGAUUCUCAUCACCACCGUUCCACCCAACCUGCGCAAACUGGAUCCAGAGUUACAUCUGGACAUCCGAGUGCUGCAGAGUGCUCUGGCUGCCAUCCGCCACGCCCGCUGGUUUGAGGAGAACGCUUCUCAGUCGACGGUCAAAGUUCUGAUUCGCCUCCUGAAAGAUCUCCGACUGCGCUUCCCUGGAUUUGAACCCCUCACCCCCUGGAUUAUUGACCUGCUGGGCCACUCCGCAGUGAUGAACAAUCCUUCCAGGCAGCCUUUGUCCCUGAACGUGGCCUACAGGCGCUGCCUGCAGAUGCUGGCUGCCGGGCUUUUCCUGCCUGGCUCUGUGGGCAUCACAGAUCCUUGUGAAAGUGGGAACUUUAGAGUUCACACAGUGAUGACUUUGGAGCAGCAGGACAUGGUUUGUUUCACAGCUCAGACACUGGUCAGGGUGCUCUCCCAUGGAGGAUACAGGAAGAUUCUUGGCCUUGACGGAGACGCCAGCUACCUGGCAACAGAGAUGUCCACAUGGGACGGUGUGAUUGUGACCCCAUCUGAGAAGGCCUACGAGAAACCUCCAGAGAGGAAAGAAGAGGAAGAUGAUGCUCUGGAGGAGGGGGGAGAGGGGGAGGACGAGAGCAUGGAGGCUCAGGAGUGAAGAGGGAGUUUGGAUGAUGUUUCCAUGGUAACCCAGCGUUUGGACCAGAAGCCGUGUUUCCUGGAAGCUUACUCGGAGAGAGCAGCUGGAAUCGACAGUUUUGUGUUUCUACUACAGUGGUUUUUAUUUCCUUUCCCUUUUGUAUUUAGAUUGAUGUAUUUGUUUGUAACAUGUUGAAUGAAAGUAAAAAAUGUCAACAACACUCUG
Molecule: messenger RNA, 1500 nt
Organism: Oryzias latipes (Japanese medaka)
Lineage: Eukaryota; Metazoa; Chordata; Actinopteri; Beloniformes; Adrianichthyidae
Gene: ilf2
Product: interleukin enhancer binding factor 2
Biological process (GO): positive regulation of DNA-templated transcription
Cellular component (GO): catalytic step 2 spliceosome
Molecular function (GO): double-stranded RNA binding; DNA binding
Source: RefSeq, a predicted model, not a curated record